Molecule: messenger RNA, 747 nt
Organism: Penicillium soppii
Lineage: Eukaryota; Fungi; Ascomycota; Eurotiomycetes; Eurotiales; Aspergillaceae
Exons: 2
Coding region: 1-747 (248 amino acids)
Source: RefSeq, a predicted model, not a curated record
AUGAGCAUCAAUGCUGAUGAUUCCAUGAUUCCUGAAGAUAUGCAGGUUGCUCUCCCUGGGUCUCCUGCUCAGAGAGCUGCUCGUUUUACUAAGCUUCCUACUGCGAUUCCCACUCCGAUUAGACUCCAAUUUCCAUUGCUCCUAGGCCUUUGCUUGCUCCAGCUCCCGCUUGUCUCCCACUUAUUGCUCCUAGUCCCAGGCCUGGUCCUGUUCCCGUCCCUGUCAACUAUUUUAUACCUAUUCACCCUUCUGCUUGAAAUGCUACUGCUCCUCCUCCUGUCCGGUGAUGAUGGUUUUGAUGAUGGCCUUGAUGGUGGCGUUGAGGUUGGCCCCGCUGAUGCUCCUGCUGAAUUCCCUGCCCUAUCCGCUUCUUCUUCGUCAUCUUUGAUUCCUGGGUGUGUGCUUCAGCGCCCUGUUCCUGCUGAGGAUUCCGAGUCUGAUCGCGGCUCCAACUCCCGCUUGAAUCUAAAGCCAUUCCCAGUCUCUCGCCUAUCCCCAGACAUCCAAAGGCUCGACUCUCCCGAUAUUUCUCCUGCUGCUAUGUAUGAAAUUGAGCGUGAUCCAGGCGUCAUGGGUACUGGUACGCCCAGUCCUAAUGCUAUGGAUAUCGACUUACCCGAUGUCCCAUCCACUUCCGAUCUCUCACCUUACACCCUUUACGCCACUCUUCCUGCUGGCACAUAUGAUUUCACUGAGCUCCCCGAAAGCUCCUCUCUCGCCCGGCAUGGUUCACGUCACACUCCCUGA